UCAAUAAAUUAUUAAAAAUCAGUGAGGAACCGCUCGACUCCGGCUCCGGUGCCUCCAUGCAGUCCAAAAUCAGCUCUUUCUUCAAAUCUCCAGCUCAUGCGCCAAAGUCCAUUGACCCAGCCUCGGUUAUUGACGGCGGCGAUGACGAACUAGCAAUCUGGGAGAAGAAAGAGCAUCAUAUCUUCAAUACCUACGAGCGAAGACGUUCCGUUCCAAAAAUAAUCCAAGGCAAUACAGGGGAAAUUCACCAAGCAAAGAAAAUCAUACCAGUAGAAUCGUGCUCAAAACCAGAAUCCAUUAUAACAGGAAGGACAAUUAUCAAGAAUAAGAAGAGAAGCUAUGCUCAGUUCCAUCUAGAUUGUGGUCAAUCUGAUUUCCUGUUACACAAUUGUUCUACUUGCGGUGUCAAAUUUGCUCCGGGUGAUGUAGAGGAUGAGAAAGCGCACAAAGAAUUUCACAAAACUUACACUCGAGGGCUUUCUUUUAAAGGAUGGACUAACGAAAGGGUUGUUCAUAUGCCUAACGUCAAAGGGGAUCGAAUCAUUUUGGUCUUGGAGAGUGACCCUUUAGCUCAGAAAAAUAAGGUUGAAGAGUUUGUGAAAAUGAUGGAAAUUGACCUUGGAACUGGAUGGAUAAUUCAUCAAUACUGCAAGGUUUAUCUCUUCAUUUCCCAGCAGAGGAUUGUCGGGUGCCUUGUUGCUGAACCAAUCAAAGAAGCGUUCAAAGUUAUAUCUUGCUCAGUUGCUGGAAGUUCCGAUGGCAGCAGAAAGAAGGAAACGAAUUCAUUUUCAACCACUCUACAUUUUGGGGAUGUAAUUUUUCGAAGAGAAGUGGAAAAGAGAACCUCUUCAGUGACUGAAUCUGCAGAAUUGUACACAACACAUGGUGGGGCAAUAUUCUGUGAUGACAAAGCAGUCACUGCAGUUUGCGGCAUCAGAGCCAUUUGGGUGACUUCCUCCAACAGAAGAAAAGGCGUUGCCACCCAAUUGCUAGAUGCCGUGAGGAAAAGUUUCUGCAUGGGUUUCGUGCUUGACCAUUCUCAGUUAGCAUUCUCUCAGCCAACUUCGGUUGGAAUGGCGUUAGCAUCAAGUUACACCGGCACUGGAUCAUUCUCAGUGUAUAGAGCUAACAAAACGGAGUCAUAGAAAUUGAAUACGCCAAGCCAUAGUUUAAUUACUUUUAUGGAAUUAUGGAUGUUGCAAUUAUUACACGAUGCUCAUUAUAGUCUUGAUUUAUGCAUACAGAACCCCGAAUGCUUUCAA
Messenger RNA from Neltuma alba, 1262 nucleotides. RefSeq names its product protein CHROMOSOME TRANSMISSION FIDELITY 7. Gene Ontology annotation, cellular component: chromatin; nucleus. Gene Ontology annotation, molecular function: protein-lysine-acetyltransferase activity. The record is from RefSeq and is a predicted model, not a curated record. Gene Ontology annotation, biological process: mitotic sister chromatid cohesion. Lineage: Eukaryota; Viridiplantae; Streptophyta; Magnoliopsida; Fabales; Fabaceae. The transcript is spliced from 6 exons. Bases 57 to 1145 code for a protein of 362 amino acids.